CCUGUGGCAAAUCCCCGGAUUAAAAGGUUCCCCGGUUGUAAAACUAGAUGAGAUAAACCAUGAAGGCAACUAUCAUCUUUCUCCUGCUUGCACGAGUUUCCUGGGCAGGACCAUUUCAACAGAGUGGCUUAUUUGACUUUAUGCUAGAGGAUGAGGCUUCUGGGAUAGGCCCAGAAGAUAGAAAUCAUGCGCUUCCUGACUUGGAGCCACUGGGGCCAGUGUGUCCCUUCCGUUGUCAAUGCCAUCUUCGAGUUGUCCAGUGUUCUGAUUUGGGACUGGACCAAGUGCCAAAGGAUCUUCCCCCUGACACAACAUUGUUGGACUUGCAAAACAACAAGAUAACGGAAAUCAAAGAUGGGGACUUUAAGAACCUGAAGGAUCUUCAUGCAUUGAUCCUUGUCAAUAACAAAAUUAGCAAAAUCAGUCCUGGAGCCUUCACACCGUUAGUGAAACUGGAACGACUUUAUUUGUCCAAGAACCAGCUCAAGGAAUUGCCAGAAAAAAUGCCCAAAACUCUUCAGGAGCUGCGUGCCCAUGAGAAUGAGAUCACCAAAAUCCGCAAAAGUGUGUUCAAUGGAAUGAACCAGAUAAUCGUCCUAGAACUGGGCACCAACCCACUGAAGAGCCCGGGAAUUGAAAAUGGAGCCUUCCAAGGAAUGAAGAAGCUCUCCUAUAUCCGUAUUGCUGACACUAAUAUAACCACCAUCCCUCAAGGUCUUCCUGCUUCCCUUACUGAGUUACAUCUUGAUGGCAACAAAAUCUCCAAAAUUGAUGCAGCAAGCCUGAAAGGACUGAAUAAUCUGGCUAAAUUGGGAUUGAGUUUCAACAGCAUCUCUGUUGUGGAUAAUGGUUCUCUGGCCAACACACCUCAUUUGAGAGAACUCCACUUGGACAACAACAAGCUUAUCAAAGUGCCUGGUGGAUUGGCAGAACAUAAGUAUAUCCAGGUUGUCUAUCUUCAUAACAACAAUAUCGCUGCAGUUGGACCUAAUGACUUCUGUCCACCUGGAUACAACACCAAGAAAGCUUCUUACUCCGGUGUGAGCCUUUUUAGCAACCCUGUCCAGUACUGGGAGAUCCAGCCCUCCACUUUCCGAUGUGUCUAUGUGCGCUCUGCCAUUCAUCUUGGAAACUACAAAUAACUCCUUAGAAAGUCCUCAUUUUUAUAACCUGGCAAAAUCCCAUUAAUGGCAUUGCUAAACAAAACAAACAAAAAAUGAAAGCUAGAUUCUGGAAACCUAAAUUCUGGAAACCUAACUGCAAUAUGGAUGUUUUUCUCACAUGAUUUAUUAUGCAU
Messenger RNA from Chrysochloris asiatica (Cape golden mole), 1297 nucleotides. It is a transcript of the gene DCN, whose product is annotated as decorin. The record is from RefSeq and is a predicted model, not a curated record. The transcript has 8 exons. Bases 60 to 1142 code for a protein of 360 amino acids. Gene Ontology annotation, molecular function: protein binding. NCBI's taxonomy places the organism in Eukaryota, Metazoa, Chordata, Mammalia, Afrosoricida, Chrysochloridae.